Molecule: messenger RNA, 1526 nt
Organism: Ornithorhynchus anatinus (platypus)
Lineage: Eukaryota; Metazoa; Chordata; Mammalia; Monotremata; Ornithorhynchidae
Product: CMRF35-like molecule 8
Exons: 8
Coding region: 461-1324 (287 amino acids)
Cellular component (GO): plasma membrane
Molecular function (GO): transmembrane signaling receptor activity
Source: RefSeq, a predicted model, not a curated record
GCAUACAGUAAGUCCUCAGUAAAUGCAAUCGAUAAAUAUGAUUGAUUGAUUCCCUGAUGUCAGCUCUGCAGAGAACCCAGCUUGCUAGAUGCCAUCAUCAAAAGUCAAAAGGUCAAGCCUGAUGCACACGCUCAACAGAAAAGUUGUGACAUAACCACAAAUAGAGCAACCAUCUGGGUAAGAUGGAUGGUAUUGGUCAGAUCCAGAUGGAGCAACAACAUCUAUGAAUCCUCAGUGCAAGGCGACAGGCUACAGGAAUUUAGAGCUUUCUUUUUUCCUGAUCGAUGCCACUGUUGAGAAUUGAAAGACCACAGAAAAAAAGGAAGCAGAGAAGAAAAACAAGGGAAGAGGAGAGAUGAGAGAUUUGGACCUUUGAAACUUCUAGAUCUGCUUUGUCCUCUUGAAACCCAAGCCAGCUGUGCUUUUGGUUAAUAAGCCAGACAGGUAACGGGACAAGACAAUGUUUCUGCCUCUGGCUCUGCUUCUUCUUGACUUGUCAGGCUGUUUUCCGAGCAGAGACUCCACGGAGAUGAAGGGCAUCAUGGGAAAAUCCCUAAGAGUGCAAUGCCAAUAUAAGAAGGAAUACAGGACAUGUGGGAAAUACUGGUGCAAAGGACCCAGUAGGUUAGACUGUCCCACCAUCGUUGAAACCAAAGGGUCAGAGGAAGAGGUGAAGAAUGGCCGGGUGUCCAUCAGAGACAAUCGCUUGAACCGCAGAUUCACAGUGACCGUGGAGAACCUGACGGCAGAGGAUGCCGGCUCUUACGCCUGUGGGAUUGUCAAGAACUUUGACUUAGAUCUCCUCUUGUGGUUUACAGUGUCUAUCUCCCAAGAGAAUGAGUCGACCACAGCCAAAUCUCCGUCAACGUCAACGCUGAUGACAAGAUCUCCUGGAAGGGGCAGUGCGGAGCCUGUCUCCAUGUCUCACCCCUCUGGAUCUGGUUUCCAAAAACCUGAAAUCUUGCUGCCCCUCGUAUUGACAGUGCUAUCACUGUUGUUGGUUGGGGUCUCUCUUCUGAGCUGGAGAGUGGUGUUGAGAAGGAAGAAGGGUGAUGGGAAACGAAAGGCGCUUCUAGGACACAAUCAGGUUCCAGAGAGGACGGUGGAUGAUCUUUGUUACGAAAAUCUGGAGUUGCAGUCAAAAGCCCGAAUAAUGAAAUCACCUGGCAGUGACACAGCGGCAUCCAGCAAGGAAGAUGAUAACUACGUCACAUUGUCUCUUUCCCAUUUGAACCCAGCCACCACCUCUAGCAACUUGUCGCGUUGGAUCUCCAAGCAGGAACAUACUGAGGAAACAGACUAUAUUCAGAUAAAGAAGACUUAGACUGCAACCUCUCGUACCUGUCUCACACAUUCUACUCCAGCUUCAGUUCCUGAGUUCAUCUUUCUUCUCUUCACGCUUCCAGCAGAAGAGUUCUCUCUGGGGGCUGGUAUCAUCCUGUGUAAAAACGGACAUGGUUUGGUCCUGCCUUCGGAGAACUUUUAUCCUAAUCAAUCAAUAAAUGAUACUUAUUAAGCAUCACUCU